AUGAUCCCAGCAGGCAGUAGCAAAAGUUCGUACAGUGUUUCCAGCGCAACGAAACGGUCCGCGUCCCCGGUCAAGGCCAACUGGGACACCGGCACGGUCAAGCGCAAGCCUACUACGGUGACCACCAUCAACACGACGGACGAACAGAGGCACGAUGGCGAACUGUCAAAAGUUUCGGAAGCCACGGUUGGCAACACUGACCCAGCGAAGGAGGCCACGGCAAGCCAACCGGAUCUUCCUAAUCGAGGAAACUUGAAGCAGUCGAAAAUUGCCGUUUUUAGGCAGGAAGGAGCGGCGGCCGCUAGUAAAAAGUCACUCAAAAGUCCGCCCUCCUCUUCCUCCGAAGGAGGUUCGAGCAAAACAUCCAAUUUACAAGCAAAAACAAGCGACAAUAAAGUGCCGACACAGCAAAAACUUAAAAACAACAUAAUCCCCCCGAAAAAGCUAGUCAAGCAAUCAACGUUGGCUGUGACGGCGUCGACGGAACGACCGGGGGUUGGGGCCGUUCGCGGCCAGAAAAAAGUCUCUUUCAUCCCGAGUUUGGGGGCGGCGGCGCCUCCGGAAGGUUCCUCAAUCAAAUCCGUCAAGGCAAUAGUGCGUUCCCGGCAGCAGUCCCUCAGCGACACCGGCGUACAGUUCAAGGAGCUUUACCGGGACUUUCCGCAGGAACGGAGGGGGGACCCGUCCGAGCUGGAUCAACCCGUGUUGCCCCCGUACCGGGAACCGCCGCCUCCUCCUCCUCCAACGCAUACUAAGGUGGAAAUUAUCCAGGAUUUGGGAGCGAUGGAAUCUGUCAACAAGAAUGAAGAGCUUGCGGCACCUGUCAAAGAGAGUGGCCGCUCCGUCAGCAAGCUCAUGGGAUUCGGGGGGCUGGGCAAGCUGCUUUCGUCGUCGACAUCGUCGCUGACGUCCGGCGAGAAAAAAGGGAACAAUUACGUUACACUGCCACCGUCGCCAAAAUUCUCCAAAAUGUCUUCCAAGGGUGGGGCGGAACUUCCACCUCCUCCGCCAACGCCGCCACCAGCGACAGCGCCGGACGUUCCGGACAAGCCCUCGCCGGAUGACAUUCUGACCAAACCGGAGUUUUCAUCCUCAAGGCUGCAGAACCUCCCGGUGCGACAGCGCAAAGGAGCCGUCCCUCAUCUCGAGAACUACUGCCUCUUUGAUCCGUCGGUGGACUUCUUCAACGAGAAGGAGCACAAGAUGCGGUCGAUUCCGGAAACGGUCGAGCUAGCUGACCCGAUUUUAUAUCAGAACCCGCUGAUCUACGACGCCGUCGAUCGAGACUCGGACAACUACUUUACCAUCGAACCGGACGUCGAAGUCCGGAAUCGACUCUCGCUCGAAAAGGUCGAAGAGAAGAUCGACGAGAUCUUCAACCAAACCUCGCGCACUUCAUCGUCUUCCAGCGGUUCCAGUCCGGACUACCCGUCCAUGGUCAACUCCGUCAUCGAGACGCCCUCCUCCAACCUGGAGUCCACCGACGAAAGCGACUACGGCUUCCGGAACCGCCUCAUCGACCAGCUGAAAGCCGUGCCCAAAUCCAUCUCCGGCGACCUCGAACCCGGAGCUGCUGCCAUCACCGCCGGUGCAGAAUCCUCCUACUACGGCGUGGUAACCAAAUCAGCUGUCACUCAGUUCGAGCGCAGAAUCCAUCUCCCCUCCGCCUCCCUCCCCAACUCACCCCUGCAGCAGCGCAAAAGUGAUGAAUCAUCGUCCCCACCCUCCAAAACCGACUCCAGCGAACCCUCGACCUCCCUCAGCCCACCGUCCCCCGCCCCUCAACCUUCCACCAGCAUCCCGUCGUCCCCUCGAGUGUCGAAAAUCAAAUCAGACCCACCGACGAGGGCCAAUUUCCUGUCCCUCGAAUCCCUAAAAUCCAGCGUUUCGCUGCCCCACCUGCAGCGGCUCAAGAACGGUUCGCUGGACGGGACGCCACUGUUUAGCCGGUUGCGUAAGCAGCGCCCCCUCUCCAACCACAGUGACGCCGACAGUGGCUUCCUGAGUCCGGCCACGCCGCCCGAUGGUCCCACCAUCCAGAACCAGAUUCUGGCCGCGGAACAGUUGCAACAGCAGCAGCAGGUUGCCAGCAGUGAUACGGUUGUGGUGCUCGAGCAGUGCGAUAACAUUCAGGAGUUGAUACAGAUCUACACCGACUGGGCAAACUACUACCUGGAGCGGGCCAAGUCGAAGCGGAAGGUCUCCGAUCUGUCCGCGGACUGCCGGGAUGGCCUUCUGCUAGCCGAGGUGAUCGAAGCCGUGACCACCUUCAAAGUACCUGAUUUGGUCAAGAAGCCCAAAACGCCACAGCACAUGUACGACAACGUCAAUUCCUGUCUCACGGUGCUGAGACAGCACCAGGUUGGCGGUCUCGAGUCGGUCACCCCUAACGACAUCUGCAGUGGUCGGCUGAAAGCCGUGCUCUCACUCUUCUUCGCGCUAAGUCGAUACAAGCAGGCGACGAAGCAGAAGGUGGCAGCAGCGGCGGCACAAGCGGCAGUAGCAGGCUUUGCCGGCAACCAUCAGCAGCAGACCAAGGUGGAAAUUCAUGCACCGCCUGCCGAUAUGACGAACCGGUAA
Messenger RNA from Culex quinquefasciatus (southern house mosquito), 2580 nucleotides. RefSeq lists its product as uncharacterized. NCBI's taxonomy places the organism in Eukaryota, Metazoa, Arthropoda, Insecta, Diptera, Culicidae. The record is from RefSeq and is a predicted model, not a curated record. The coding region runs from base 1 to 2580 and encodes 859 amino acids. The transcript is spliced from 4 exons. Gene Ontology annotation, molecular function: protein binding. Gene Ontology annotation, biological process: nervous system development; neurogenesis.